AUGGGUAGAGUUGCAGUGGGAGCUGCGGUUGUUUGUACCGCCGCCGUCUGUGCCGCGGCGGCGCUGGUGGUUCGCCACCGUAUGAUAAAUUCCAGAAAGUGGACACGUGGAUUGGCUAUAUUGAAGGAGUUUGAGGAAAAGUGUGGGACCCCUAUUGGGAAGCUUAGACAGUUGGCUGAUGCUAUGGAUGUUGAGAUGCAUGCUGGUCUUGCAUCUGAAGGUGGCAGUAAGCUUAGUAUGUUAAUCAGCUAUGUUGAUAAUCUUCCAACUGGGGAUGAGGAAGGGCUGUAUUAUGCACUAGAUCUUGGUGGCACAAACUUCCGCGUUCUUCGUGUUCAUUUAGGUGGAAAAGAUAAAGGUGUUAUUAAUCAGGAGUUUGAUGAAGUUUCGAUUCCUCCUCAUUUGAUGACUGGUUCUUCAGAGGGAUUGUUUGAUUUUAUAGCCGCAGCUCUCGCAAAAUUUGUUGAGUCGGAACCCGAAGGUUUUCAUCCUCCACCUGGAAGACAAAGAGAACUCGGUUUUACGUUCUCGUUCCCAGUGAAGCAAACAUCAAUUUCAUCUGGGACUCUAAUAAAGUGGACUAAGGGUUUCAAUAUUGAUGAUACCGUUGGCGAAGACGUGGUGGGAGAACUAACCAAGUCCUUGGAAAAAAUUGGCAUGGAUAUGCGAGUUUCGGCUCUAGUUAAUGAUACUAUUGGAACAUUGGCCGGAGGCAGAUUCUACAAUCAGGAUGUCAUUGCGGCUGUGAUUCUCGGUACAGGGACAAAUGCAGCAUACGUAGAACGCGCGCAUGCUAUUCCAAAAUGGCACGGCCUAAUGCCAAAAUCAGGAGAUAUGGUUAUAAAUAUGGAAUGGGGCAAUUUCCGAUCUUCGCACCUUCCUCUAACCGAAUACGAUCAAGAUCUCGAUGCUGAAAGUUUAAACCCUGGAGAACAGAUUUUUGAGAAAUUGCUUUCUGGCAUGUAUUUGGGCGAACUAGUACGGAGAGCUUUAUUGAAGAUCGCCGAAGAAGCGGAGUUUUUUGGAGAUACCGUCCCUCCCAAGUUGAAAAUUCCAUUUAUACUUAGGACACCUGACAUGUCUUCCAUCCACCACGACACAACGCCGGAUCUGAAAGUGGUUGGAACCAAAUUGAAGGAUAUAUUAGAGGUCUCUAACACGUCACUAAAACAACGGAAGAUCAUUGUGAAACUUUGUGACAUUGUUGCUUAUCGCGGUGCACGGCUUGCAGCUGCUGGUAUUUUAGGAAUCCUCAAGAAAAUAGGAAGAGACACAGUUAAGGCUGGGGAGAAGCAAAAGUCGGUGGUAGCACUAGACGGAGGGUUGUUCGAACACUACACGAAAUUCAGAGUAUGCUUGGAGAAUACGCUGAAGGAAUUGCUUGGAGAUGAAGCGGCUGAAACAGUUGUCAUUGAGCAUGCUAAUGAUGGUUCGGGCAUUGGAGCAGCACUUCUAGCAGCUUCACAUUCGCUGUAUUUGGGAGUCGAAGAAUCCUAA
Molecule: messenger RNA, 1497 nt
Organism: Lathyrus sativus (Indian pea)
Lineage: Eukaryota; Viridiplantae; Streptophyta; Magnoliopsida; Fabales; Fabaceae
Source: the annotation of a GenBank genome assembly